AUGGACACCUGUGAAGGAGAGGUAACAACAGAAUAUAUGUAAUAUAUAUUUGGUAAACAAAAUAAACACCAUACCAUUUUCCAGGAACCAUAUUCCAAAAGCCUUGAUAAAAUGGCACUUCUCAUAUAGAGGUGCAUACAUCAGAAACAGAAAAGGUUAAAUUGAUUCCAACAUUCUAUUAUCAACAUACUUGAAUAAGGGCGCAUGAGAUUCUCAUAUAUGGGGAAAACUGCAUCUCCCUGGAAAACAUGAGGACUUGGCAUUGUGGUACCUGGCAGGACAGCUGGUGGUGGUAAAUCGAGGGUCUUCUGCAGCAGUUUGCACCCAAAAGAUCUGUUUUGAAACACUCCACCAUCGCUCUCUCAGCCGUAUGCCCCUACAUCCACCAUUGUCAACCUGUAGCGGGCAUUUUCUCUGUCUCCGUAUCUCACCUAUUAUGUGUUGCUAGGUACAUCAAAUCUUGUAGAUCCCGGGAAAUUCACACAAAUAAAAUGUUCUCGCCAGUCAAGUGUCUUCUUUUUCUAUGAUAUAACGGCGGCCUGCAAACAAACGUUAAAGGUGCAUGCCGCCACCUACUGUGCUGGAGUGUGUGGUCAAUCACGGUUUACAACAUUAGCUUCACAUUUCUAAAUCCUCCUACCUAACUUAGUACUUAGAAAAUAAAAAAGAGCCCUACUAACUUCUAAUCGGGGUAAUAUUGCCACGUUCGUUGUUUUAAAAAAACGUUUUCGGGAGCAUUCGAUCACACUCAUUCGGUUUGGCUAGCCGAAGACAGCCGAACUGAAGCAUGCUGACGCCUUUAGCCUGCUAAAUAGAGUAAUCUCAACUCCAAUGGCCCAUCUUAUUCUGAUGUGGGUAGGCUGGCUGGCUGGCUGGAUGGCUGGCUGGCUGGAUGGCUGGCUGGCUGGAUGGCUGGAUGGCUGGCUGCAUAGCUGGGUGGGACCUCAGCCUCUGCUCAGUACAGGGAAUAGGAUUUCCUGAUUUAAGUGUGUGCUCAGUGGGGAGUUAGGGGGUGGUCUGUUAGGGUGUGUUCAGAGAGAGGUACAGAGUAGGAUAACUAUCUACAGAGCUCCCCUGGGUCCUACUCCCUCUCUUCUGAUGUUGGUGGGACACUGCAGGCCUGGAGUGCAUUCUUUAGAGUUCAGGGUUUGAGGGUGGGAUCUCAGGCGGGGAGUUGCAGGGUUGGGGGGAGAGGGGUCAGGGGGGUUCCCCUGGGUACGGCACUAGGCCUUUUGGGGGACUGCUUCUGUGCUUCAUUUUAUAUGGCAGCUGUAAUUGCUCCAUAGAGACAGAGAAUAUUCAGCAGCAUCAAAAAGGGCCUUUUAAAGGGCUCUGCGCCCUAAAGGAAAGGAGUGUAGGAUGGGAGGAGAGAGAGAGCGGGAAAAUAGAGUUAUUCAUCUUGUUUUAAUAACGUAUUUAUUUGUGAAAUGACUUCAGAUGUCUUACUUAACCGUCUGUCUGGAUGGAGUCAUCUCUGUCCCUUUCUCUUCUGCCCUUUCUCCCUCCCUCGCUCCCUCUCUCCUUUCCCUAAAUCUCUGUUCUUUCCAUUUGUGUCCAGGGUCUUGUUUUGAAAAACAUGAGGCAGUGCUGUGAGGGGGCGAGGCCCAUCUCCCCAGCUCCCCAGGGCCAGAGCUCAGGUUCUAUUUCAAAAUAGGAAGAAGAUAUUCAAAGGCCCAGUCAGUCAGUCAGUCAACAGAGUUAAACGCAGACCGUUUAAGGUGAUUCACUGUAAUGGCUGUGUCCUGUGCUGCACUGGGUCAGGAGAAUUCAGUAGUUUUGGAGGCAGAGGAGGGUUUCUGUCUGUGCAUGUAGAGGAUAACCCUUUUAUUAUAGCUAUGUUCACAACAUGGUCUCUGUGACAAGGAGAUAGUAGUGAUGGCUCACACUAUAGGAGCACAGUUAAAGACACCCUGUGGAGCUGAUGGCAUUACCCACUGUGUGUGUGUGUGUGUGUGUGUGUGUGUGUGUGUGUGUGUGUGUGUGUGUGUGUGUGUGUGUGUGUGUGUGUGUGUGUGUGUGUGUGUGUGUGUGUGUGUGUGUGUGUGUGUGUGUGUGUGUGUCUGUCUGUCUGUCUGGGGGGCCUGAUAAAUAUGGCUCUGUGAUUGACUCGGGUGUCUUGACCGUCACACUUCUGUUUGUCUUGAUUCAGCGGACGCGGGCCUUUAGCUGAAAGGCUAGGACAGCUGCAUUCUGUGAGUGUGUGUUUGUGUGUUUGCGCGUGCGCAUGUGUGCGUACGUGUGUGCGUGCGUGUGCCUUCCAGGGCAGAUGGGUCAGUGUUGGAGUGAUGGCAGUGCUCUUGGUGGCUGACCUUGCUUCCUCCUCUCUCUCUUUCCCAGCCGUCAUCUCUCCCCCCAGCCACCCCACCCCAGCCCUUCACCUGUCACAUCCCUCCACCUCCCUCCACCCAACACACUUAAUUCACCCUCUACAGGACAGAGUCAGAUCACCAAGUGUCAUCCCAGAAUAAAGUUGUUUUAGCUUACCACAUGACUGUGUUUAACAGUCAUACAGUGUGGUAAUUAAGCUAUGUAACAUCACUUCCUGACUGUGUAAUAGGACAUCACAGAGCUCAUGGCUGACUAGCCAAUAGAAACGGUCCUUCUCCAUAAACAAUGGCUGCUAUUCCCUGGGGGUGGGACCUGGCUGGUGACCCAUGGUGAUCCGCUGACCGGAGCUGCCAUGUACCCUUGACGUCCCCCUGACAUCCUCCUGAAAUUCCCCUGGCUCACUGACGUCCUCCUGAAAUUCCCCUGGCUCACUGACGUCCUCCUGAAAUUCCCCUGGCUCACUGACGUCCUCCUGAAAUUCCCCUGGCUCACUGACGUCCUCCUGAAAUUCCCCUGGCUCACUGACGUCCUCCUGAAAUUCCCCUGGCUCACUGACGUCCUCCUGAAAUUCCCCUGGCUCACUGACAUCCUCCUGAAAUUCCCCUGGCUCACUGACAUCCUCCUGAAAUUCCCCUGGCUCACUGACGUCCUCCUGAAAUUCCCCUGGCUCACUGACAUCCUCCUGAAAUUCCCCUGGCUCACUGACGUCCUCCUGAAAUUCCCCUGGCUCACUGACGUCCUCCUGAAAUUCCCCUGGCUCACUGACAUCCUCCAUUCUGACUAGAGCUGGGACGAUAAACAGAACAUUUUCGACACUGACCAUACCGAUCACUUAUUACAGGGAUUUUGCUGAUAUUGUUCAUUACAAUAAGUAGCCUAUACUAGAGAAAUGUGAAGUUUGAAAUUAAAUCCAUUCGCUAAUAUGGGUUAUUGUUAAUGGGAAUAUUGAUGGCUACAACUAUCAAACUAGCAGUAGUAGUUUAAAGGAUAAUUUUAAAAGAUAAAAACUGAGGUGCACAUUAAUGUUAUUAACUAUCCUUCUAUUUAUCGUUAUCGCAUCAAUUCAGGCAAUUUCUCGCUAUAUGUCCAUAUCGCCCAGCUGUAAUCCUGACAGACAGACAGCCUCUCUCAGACUCCCUCAGACACAGGCAUGCAAAUAGGGGGCUCUGUUGAGAUUAUCUUGACUGCUCUUCUAAACAGCCACGGCCCUUCAGUGUGGAAGUCAACCCACCAGGAGAGGGCUGGCCAAAGGGGGAUAUGUAUCUGGGUUGGCUAUCCUUUUAACUUGGAUAUUGCAGUUGCGCUCUGUAUCAGGGUAUUGAUUUCCUCUUUCUCUCCUGAAGGUACUACUUUCAGAGGGCCUCAAACAGAGUGCAGGGAAGGGGAUUAUCUCCUCCUCUCGCUGUUCUUUAUGCAGCCUGCAUGCCUUUAAGUACCUUUUCCUUUCAUUCUCCCUAGCUCCCUCUUCGGCUCGCUCUCCCUUUCUGUCACGUUUUAAAAGUAAUUCAGUAAUGAAUCGAGAGAAAAGUAUUUCAAGGUUCACUGCUUCUUUUUCAAAACAAAUCUAUUCAAGGCUGAGAAGAGUGCGUUUGAAGCAGGGCGUACCUCCCUUAACAUCACUGAAAGGCCAUUUGUAAUUUACUUACUGUAAAAACACUCUUCCAUUAGCCACCACCAAGUGUGUUCUGUCAUGACGAAGUAUACACACCUGACCUUAUGAUUCACUUCCUACAAAGAAAGAUGAUUUUACAAAUUUUAAAAAUCAAUUUGCUGGCCCUAGAAGCAGAACGUAUUGUCUUUUUAUUGUCCCAUUAAGAAUGUUUUAAGAAAAGCUAAGUACAUCAUACUGCAGUUUUGCUAUCACUUUGAGUGUCCGCUAAGUGCCAUGAAACCACAUUGCGUAGAGAGCUUUCAUUUUCAAUGGAGUGAAUGUGACAGAAUUGUGACUCAGUGUCCUUGGAGUAAGUAUUAAAGAAUGGAGGAUAUGCAUAUGAUUAUAUCAGAUGUCCCCACUUUCUGUGACUGGAGAGAAAAUCCAGUCUUCCCACAUGGUAAAAAUAAUAGACAGUAUUGUAUAGCCUACCUGAAAGAGAGGCACAUACAGCAUUGGGGCCUGCAAUCUGUGUCACGUUAAAAGCCUUCCCCCUGUCCCCUGUUCAAUCACAGACACGUACCCACACUGGGACUCUCUCCCAGACACACCCAGCGAAGGGCCUGGAGGAAAAGAGGGGGAUUUGUCUCUUUCCCCUUUACUCAUCUCUUUUGUUUGUCCUGGUUUCCAUAGACGAGCAGAAGCUUUCCAUUCUCCUCCAGAACAAGACUAAGUGCCUCUGCUCCUCUCCACCUGCCAGCUCAAAUUGGCAGUCUGACUCUCUUUUUCUUCCUCGAGGUGGCUUCACAAGGCCAUACCUCUACCAUGGGGGAGAAAUGCAAUUAGGAGGUGACACAAACACUGAGCACCCACUGUAGUGGUGCUGCCCAGCAAAGGGAGGAGGCCGGGGGGCUGCUGCCAUUGUGACAGCCUAUGCAUAGAUACAGGCCCAUUAAUUGGACGUUUGCCAUUGUAGGGUGACUUUGGGGUGACCAGAGUAGAUCAGACCAGGGCUUCAGCAACAUCACAUGUGGGCCUCAUGCAGAAGGCCCUGUGGAGAUCAACAGAGAGGGAUGUCAAGCCCAGCACUGUGCUAGCUAGGUGUACAGGAAUGUAUGGGCGUUAGCUGUCUCCAACCUUGGUCUUUGUGCUUUGUGUCUCUGUGUAGGUAUUGAUUAUGUUUGUGUUCCUGACAUUCUCUGCUUGUUUUUGGAUGUGUUGCCAAGGUGUAAUUAUUUGCUAUCCAUUAUUUGCUAUCCUGCUAAUUAAUGACAACAUUCAGAUAGUUCAGUAACCAGGAACUGGUAUGAGGAGACCUUUAUGGUAUUAUUUCUAGUUGAGGAAGCCCAUUAAAAAAGCCACUGAGGGGGAGUGUCAUUUUAAUUGUCGGCUAAGAGGCAUGACAUUUGGAGCCACACAUUGGAUUUGGCCCAAAGUCCAAAAGGUGUUGGCGAGGGACUGUGUAAUUACCACGCUCUCUCCUGGCUAGGGUUUUAAUAAGACAACUCAGAGCUCAUAGCUCGCAUGCACGCACGUACACACGCACACACACACACACACACACACACACACGUGUACGCUUACACACAUGCUUUUCCAAUAUGAACUGUAUGGAUUAUUCAGUGGCAUUAUUUUGUAGCUGGCGCUGAAGGUGAGAAAGAUCGUUUCAGAUGACACAGUGAGAAGUAGAGGAAAAUGUCAGGCAGCCCUUUCCAGUUCUCAUACCAUAGAGAUGUGUGUGUUUGUAUUAUUGUGUAUGUGUAUUGUUCAUGUUUGGGGUUGAUAGGGUACAUAGGGUGCUGUUUAGCUUUAUAGGAAAGAAGCUUGGAGCCUGCUCACUGGUGCUUGACAGUAGGUAGUACGCUCUCUCUCUCUCUGAAGGCUUUAGUUAGAGAUGCCCCACUCUGUGGCGUGAUUUUAUUUCUUAUUCAGUCAUGCAUGAACUGUUGGGUUUUCAUUUCUAUCGAGCAAAAAGCCAUAAACCUUGAAGUGGUGUUUGUCAUUCAUUUCAAGAGCUGUUUGUCACAGCUAUGGUGAGGUAACCCAAAGCCCAGAGCGUUCAGGCUGUUGUUGUGUUUAUUUCUAUAUCAGCAGGAGUGCCGGAUACAGGGGUGUCUUGCUCAUGGGAAAUCUCAUCUGGGAGCUGAGGGACUUGAUAUCAUUGUUUUAAUUAAAGAGAUUUCAUUGGAAUAAAGGUUGAGGUUGACCACAAUGCAGCAGCAGCAAACAUAGAAAUAGAAUGAAUAGAACAUGCUUGGAACCUUUAACCCUGGCAAUUGGACUGGUAAACUCAUAGGCACACUCGCAAUUGCUGCCUGGUAUUGUGAUGCAAAAAUGUCCAUGGUAAUGUAGAAUGUUCAUUCAAAUUAUGUUAAUUGAUGUGGUCAUGCAAUUAAAUGUAUUUUUUGUAAUGUCAGUUGAGUUGAAUCAACAAAUCACAGCACACAUUUUAGCACAUAUUUCACUUCCUGCUUUGCUCCUAUGGGUACACUCGCAAUGGCCCCCAGCCCACUCAUUAUGCCAUCAUUGACUUGAAUGGGGACGCCCGUUCUAUUCAUUCUAUUUCUAUGGCAGCACAUGCGGUCAGGAGCGAAGGAGAGGAGAAAAUGGAACUAAGAUGGAUUCAUCCCAAUAGCUAUCCCUGCCCCUUCUUAAUGGUCCAUGGGCCCUAUUUUCUCCCCUGUUAUUUCUGUGUGGUCACUGACAGUGAAGCCCUGUGCAGCCGUACCGUAUGCAUCUGUGCCAUGCCUCUGUCAUGUGUGUGUGUGUGUGUCAGAUCAGUGCUCCCCUGUCCCCAUCUCCAUCCCUGGGGACCUUUACCUCUUAGCCCCCUGGCAGAGGAGCACAGACCGACCCCCUGUGGGGGACAUGAAACACAACAGUUUGAAUUAAAUCCCCUCAAGCACUCUAAAAACCCUCUUCAUCUAUAGGAGCUCUGGGGGGCAGACAGGCUGAAAGGGCUGAAAACGGGGCAGCCAAUUUCAGCUGCACAGAGAGAGCAUGCUAUCAUGGGGGGCUCUCGUACAGCAGAAAACACUGGGUUAGCAUCCCAAAUGCUAUUCCCUUUACUUUAUAGUGCACUACUUUUGACCAGGGCCCUAGGGCUCUGGUCAAAAGUAGUGCACUGCAUAGGGAAUAAGGUGUAAUUUGGGACGCAUAUGGUAAAAGACACCUACCUACCUGUAGCCUGAUGGGCUUGCUAGCAUCAUGAUGAAUCACUGGAUGCUACUGAAUCAUAUCAAUCACUUAACACAUAGAGUAGCACAGGAAAAUAGGUAGGAAUACUGUAUGAUGUUAUCUUCAUACCCCCUAAUAUGAUAAAUGAUAUUAGCAACGGUCAUCAAAAUUGUUAAAAGGUUUAAAAAACAAUUCUAAUAAAUGCAAUAGUUGGACAAUGGAUGAAGAAAAUCCAUCCAUCAGGUAUUGAAUUAAUUAUAGCACAUAAAACAUUUUACUGGCAUGGACAAAUAAUUAAUUAAGUUUUGGGAUUUUGGUGGGAAUUCAUGUAUUCAAUUGAUUAAAAUCCUUAGAGAUCGACCAAUAUAGGUUUUUUUAAGCCAGAGGCCGAUAUUUAAUAUAAUUAAAUUAGAAAAUGUUGAUGACCAAAUUUCCCAGAGACAGCCAUGUAUGCAUUAAUGCAUCACUUUUUAAAUCAAACAAGACAUUUUACUUUGUUUUUACCAAUAUAACUAUGACAAUAUAAUGGUAAUAAUUUUAUUUGAAUGGCAAAUCUCUUGAUAAACUGGGUAAAUUAAGAUGGCAUAGGCCUACUCACAAUACAGGUGAAUGCAUAUUCAAUAGGAGUGUGUGCAUGCAUUGAGUUAUUGAGCUCGUUUUGGAGUCUAUGGUGCUUGGGACUUCUGUUAGCCUACUGAUCAACAACAUUUGCAUAGAAGCAUCACUUCAGCAUGUCACACCUUUAUGAAAGGACAUCAUAUAGGCACUGCUGUUCGUUUGAGAAUAUAAAAUAACAUCUAUUCAAUGCAAAUUGUGUUAAAAUUAAGAAAAUUAUGUGUGCCUCCUUUGCAUAAAUACUCUGGGUGUAUUUGCAUAUAUUAAUAUAUUAACAUAAAGGAGUGGAACAGGGCUUCAACUACACAAACUUCCUCUGUCUAGGCCUACCUGCACUCACCUGCGCUGUCUAGACUGCCUCAUUAAUUACUGUUGUUGUCACGUUCUAUUGCAUAAUUCAACAAGUGUGACAAUAGCAGGAUACCUUCAGAUUAAAAAUCAACACUCUUGGCUCCAGAUUACACGUAUCUAUACAUACUUUACACUGUUUGCGAGAUCAGACAUACAGUGACUUGCGAAAGUAUUCACCCCCCUUGGCAUUUUUCCUAUUUUGUUGCCUUACAACCUGGAAUUAAAAUUGAUUUUUUGGGGGGUUAUAUCAUUUCAUUUACACAACAUGCCUACCACUUUGAAGAUACAAAAUAUUUUUUAUCGUGAAACAAACAAGAAAUAAGACAAAAAAACAGAAAACUUGAGCGUGCAUAACUAUUUACCCCCCCCCCCCCCCAAAGUCAAUACUUUGUAGAGCCACCUUUUGCAGCAAUUACAGCUGCAAGUCUCUUGGGGUACAUCUCUAUAAGCUUGGCACAUCUAGCCACUGGGAUUUUUGCCCAUUCUUCAAGGCAAAACUGCUCCAGCUCCUUCAAGUUGGAUGGAUUCCGCUGGUGUACAGCAAUCUUUAAGUCAUACCACUGAUUCUCAAUUGGAUUGAGGUCUGGGCUUUGACUAGGCCAUUCCAAGACAUUAAAAUGUUUCCCCUUAAACCACUCAAGUGUUGCUUUAGCAGUAUGCUUAGGGUCAUUGUCCUGUUGGAAGGUGAACCUCCGUCCCAGUCUCAAAUCUCUGGAAGACUGAAACAGGUUUCCCUCAAGAAUUUCCCUGUAUUUAGCGCCAUCCAUCAUUCCUUCAAUUCUGACCAGUUUCCCAGUCCCUGCCGAUGAAAAACAUCCCCACAGCAUGAUGCUGCCACCACCAUGCUUCACUGUGGGGAUGGUGUUCUCGGGGUGAUGAGAGGUGUUGGGUUUGCGCCAGACAUAGCGUUUUCUUUGAUGGCCAAAAAGCUCAAUUAUAGUCUCAUCUGACCAGAGUACCUUCUUCCAUAUGUUUGGGGAGUCUCCCACAUGCCUUUUGGCGAAUACUUUUCUUUAAGCAUGGCUUUUUUCAGGCCACUCUUCCGUAAAGCCCAGCUCUGUGGAGUGUACGGCUUAAAGUGGUCCUAUGGACAGACACUCCAAUCUCCGCUGUGGAGCUUUGCAGCUCCUUCAGGGUUAUCUUUGGUCUCUUUGUUGCCUCUCGGAUUAAUGCCCUUCUUGCCUGGUCCAUGAGGUUUGGUGGGCGGCCCUCUCUUGGCAGGUUUGUUGUGGUGCCAUAUUCUUUCCAUUUUUUAAUAAUGGAUUUCAUGGUGCUCCGUGGGAUGUUCAAAGUUUCUGAUAUUUUUUUAGAACCCAACCCAACUUUGUCCCUGACCUGUUUGGAGAGCUCCUUGGUCUUUAUGGUGCCGCUUGCUUGGUGGUGCCCCUUGCUUAGUGGUGUUGCAGACUCUGGGGCCUUUCAGGACAUGUGUAUAUAUACUGAGAUCAUGUGACAGAUCAUGUGACACUUAGAUUGCACACAGGUGGACUUUAUUUAACUAAUUAUGUGACUUCUGAAGGUAAUUGGUUGCACCAGUUGAAGUCGGAAAUUUACAUACACUUAGGUUGGAGUCAUUAAAACUUGUUUUUCAAGCACUCCACAAAUGUCUUGUUAACAAACUAUCGUUUUGGCAAGGAGGGCUGGACAUCUACUUUGUGCAUGACACAAGUAAUUUUUCCAACAAUUGUUUACAGACAGAUUAUUUCACUUAUAAUUCACUGUAUCACAAUUCCAGUGGGUCAGAAGUUUACAUACCCUAAUGUCACGUUAGUUCAAGGACGGGUCAGACCAAGGCGCAGCGUGAAAUACGUACAUGUUUAUUUAAUAAUAAUAAUAUGCCAUUUAGCAGACGCUUUUAUCCAAAGCGACUUACAGUCAUGCGUGCAUACAUUUUUGUGUAUGGGUGGUCCCGGGGAUCGAACCCACUACCUUGGCGUUACAAGCGCCGUGCUCUACCAGUUGAGCUACAGAGGACCAUUUAACUGAUAAACACACGACAAACCAACAAACCGUGAAGUCCUAAGGCUGCACACAAAACAAGAUCCCACAACUAACGAGUGCCAAUAGGCUGCCUAAGUAUGAUCCCCAAUCAGAGACAACGAGCGACAGCUGCCUCUGAUUGGGUACCUAGAUCUACACAUACUAGAAUGACAACAUAGAAAACACAACAUAGAAUAUUCACACCCUGACUCAACAUAUAAGAGUCCCCUGAGUCAGGGCGUGACACCUAAGUUGACUGUGCCUUUAAACAGCUUGGAAAAUUCCAGAAAAUGAUGUCAUGGCUUUAGAAGCUUCUGAUAGGCUAAUUGACAUCAUUUGAGUCAAUUGGAGGUAUACCUGUGGAUGUAUUUCAAGGCCUACCUUCAGAUUCAGUGCCUCUUUGCUUGACAUCAUGGGAAAAUCAAAAGAAAUCAGUCAAGACCUCAGACCUCCUAUUUUGUUGCAUUACAACCUGUAAUUUAAAUUGAUUUUUAUUUGGAUUUCAUGUAAUGGACAUACACAAAAUAGUCCAAAUUGGUGAAGUGAAAUGAAAAAAAUUACUUGUUUAAAAGAAUUCUAAAAAAUAAAUAACGGAAAAGUGGUGCGUGCAUACAGUUGAAGUCGGAAGUUUACAUACACCUUAGCCAAAUACAUUUAAACUCAGUUUUUCACAAUUCCUGACAUUUAAUCCUAGUAAAAAAAUCCCUGUUUUGGGUCAGUUAGGAUCACCACUUUAUUUUAAGAAUGUGAAAUGUCAGAAUAAUAGUAGAGAGAAUGAUUUAUUUCAGCUUUUAUUUCUUUCAUCACAUUCCCAGUGAGUCAGAAGUGUACAUACACUCAAUUAGUAUUUGGUAGCGUUACAUUUAAAUUGUUUAACUUGGGUCAAACGUUUCGGGUAGCCUUCCACAAGCUUCCCACAAUAGGUUGGGUGAAUUUUGGCCCAUUCCUCCUGACAGAGCUGGUGUAACUGAGUCAGGUUUGUAGGCCUCCUUGCUCGCACACGCUUUUUCAGUUAUGGACACAAUUUUUCUAUAGGAUUGAGGACAGGGCUUUGUGAUGGCCACUCCAAUAACUUGACUUUGUUGUCCUUAAGCCAUUUUUCCAUAACUUUGGAAGUAUGCUUGUGUCAUUGUCCAUUUGGAAGACCCAUUUGCGACCAAGCUUUAACUUCCUGACUGAUGUCUUGAGAUGUUCUUCAAUAUGUCCACAACAUUUUCCUUCCUCAUGCUGCCAUCUAUUUUGUGAAGUGCAGCGGUCCCUCUUGCAGCAAAGCACCACCACAGCAUGAUGCUGCCACCCCUAUGCUUCACGGUUGGGAUGGUGUUCUACGGCUCCAAGCCUCACCAUUUUUACUCCAAACAUAACGACGGUCAAUAUGGCCAAACAGUUCUAUUUUUGUUUCAUCAGACCAGAGGACAUUUCUCCAAAAAGUACGAUCUUUGUCCCCAUGUGCAGUUGCAAACCGUAGUCGGUUUUUUUUAUGGCGGUUUUGGAGCAGUGGCUUCUUCAUUGCUGAGCGGCCUUUCAGGUUAUGUCGAUAUAGGACUCGUUUUACUGUGGAUAUAGAUACUUUUGUACCUGUUUCCUCCAGCAUCUUCACAAGGACCUUUGCUGUUGUUCUGGGAUUGAUUUGCACUUUUCGCACCAAAGUACGUUCAUCUCUGUCAUGUGAAUUUUUAUCUCUAAUUCAACCUAAGCUUGAAUCAUUACCAGAGGUUGUAAAGCUCUGGUUUUAAUCAUCAAUGAUUCAAGGUCCACAAUCCACGAGUAAUUAUCAGUAAAUUUUAUUUAAGGAGAGCUCUGCUCAAAAACACAAACAUACUGUUUUUAUACCCCUUGACAAACAAAGACACUAUGCUCCUCCCACCUUUAGGUGGCUUUCUUAAACAGUUCCCGCCUUCCCCCUUGAAUGGUUAGUAACGCCCCCUCUGUUAGUGGGUUGACACUACAUGAUAAUUCUAACAUUUAUACUGUGUUUGGGGGUGAAAUUCUUUAGUAAUUAUUCUUAAAAUCCAAAUUAAUCUAACAAUCUCUAGGAGACAGAACGCGUCUCCUACCUGAGCGGUAUGACGGCUGCGUGGUCCCAUGGUGUUUAUACUUGCGUACUAUUGUUUGUACAGAUGAACGUGGUACCAUCAGGCGUUUGGAAAUUGCUCCCAAGGAUGAACCAGACUUGUGGAGGUCUACAAUUUUUUUUCUGAGGUCUUGGCUGAUUUCUUUUGAUUUUCCCAUGAUGUCAAGCAAAGAGGCACUGAGUUUGAAGGUAGUCCUUGAAGUACAUCCACAGGUACACCUCCAAUUGACUCAAAUUAUGUCAAUUAGCCUAUCAGAAGCUUCUAAAGCCAUGACAUCAUUUUCUGGAAUUUUCCAAGCUGUCUAAAGGCACAGUCAACUUAGUGAAUGUAAACUUCUGACCCACUGGAAUUGUGAUACAGUGAAUUAUAAGUGAAAUAAUCUGUCUGUAAACAGUUGUUGGAAAAUUCCUUGUGUCAUGCACAAAAUAGAUGUCCUAACCGACUUCCCAAAACUAUAGUUUGUUAACAAGAAAUUUGUGGAGUGGUUGAAAAUGAGUUUUAAUGACUCCAACCUAAGUGUAUGUAAACCUCCGACUUCAACUGUAUCUAAUGUUAGCUAAAUGUAGUAAUGAAUAAAUUGGAUACAUUUCUUUAAAUUGACAAUUCUGUGAACUGUCUUGUGCAAGUUUUAAAUUGACACAAUACCUGUUAGCAAAGGUGUCAGCUAGAGAUGACGUGCAGGUGCUUGCAGGGAUUUGUAGUUUUGCAUGAUUUCUACUUUGAUGCUAAUUAGCAUUUUCGAAUCUGAGAGUAAAUAGAGCUGAAUAUAUUGAUAAAAGUCACCUUGUCCGAGAGAGAUUUACAUGGUUAUCAAAACGUCACGCCAGCGUAAGUCUAUACAAAACACAUCCCAUAUUUUAAGUGUUUCUAAGAUCCCCUAUGGGAAAAAUGAAUGAUGGGAAAACGAUUGGAACCAUUUCCCUGUUUGACUAGGUUUUAUGGGUAUUAUGACACCUCCACUGUGGGGAUCUAUUAUGAAGUGGUGGGUGACGUGCUGAUAGCCUGUUGCCUGCACUUGAAUGGUGAAUGGGAGGCGCACUUCAAUUACCAGUUGAGAAAUAAAAAUAGUAGCUAUUUUUAAUCGUGCACCAAAACAGUUUUUAACACGAGAUUGCGUUUAGCCCAUUGAAUGGGCUUAUAAAAGCACGUUUUACUCCAGCAGUGACCAGCUGAGUAGCUGCAGGAGAAAUCCCUGCUGUGCGUGUGAUAGUUGUGUUGGAUAAAUAAGAUACAUGAUGACUACUGAAAAUACACACAGGCCAAUUUAAUUCCACUAAAUUAUGUAAAUUUACCUAUAGACUGAUAAGCAUGACGGUCAAAUGUAUUUCCAUCGACUGGAAAUACCAGUUAAUAAAAAGCAUUAUUUUGCAAUGGGAUUUUUUUUCUCCUGGUCAUUUUGACUGGAAAAAGUUUUAUUUAUCACCUUUAUAUUUUUUAAGCUGCCAAAAUGUGACAGAGAGGAGAGUGAAGGAGAAUUAAAGUAAGACAUGGUUUCUCCCUCCUCCUCUUUCCUCUUUUACUCCUCCUGUGACCACCUCCCCUCCCCAUGCUGUAGCCCCCUGCUCAGUGGUGUGGAUAUGACUCUUAUGAUGGAUGGCACUGGUGGUCUUCCUGAAUGCUUGCCUGUGAAUAAAUGGGUGCAAUGUGCACUCAUUCUCUCUUUCCCUCCCUUCUUUCAUCUUUAACUCUUUCUCCCAUAGCUUUUCUCACUCCACUCCAUCCUCUCUUCAGCACACACGCACACACACAGUAGAACUGCAAUGCACUCCAGACACCAUUACUCCCAGCCACUGUGAUUAAUUACUUUUAACAAAGCAAACAGAGUCUUGCUUGUCCGGAUCAAUCUUUUCCCCAUCACCGUGCCAGCCGCUGUCACCAGUAAUUGCCAAACCCUGUGUAGGAUGAAAUGAGGGCUCCUGCUUCCUUUUCCCCCAGACCUGAACUAGCUGUGGCCUCAAUUUUCUACGCUUGUGCCCCUGCUCCCAUGGCUCCUCGGUCCUCUCCCUCUCCAGUCCUCCUCAGACCCUCCACUCUGACUGCCACUCUCCCUGGUCAAACAGCCAGCCAAGUCACUAGGGGCUCUGCCUCUGUAGGACCAGAGCUGGCCAGACAUCAUCUCAUCAGCUCCAGACUGUUCUCAAGUAAUCCAGUCUUCUUUAGAGUAACACACACGUGCACACACACACACACACACACACACACACAAACACACAAACACACACACAGCUCGGUGAGUCAUAGCGUGGGUGCCAACAAUCAAUGGGGCUCGCAGGCUCCAGCUGGCUGUAGUAGUGGAAUGUAUUCAUUUACCCAUUUACAAAUAGAUGAAUGAUGUUUGAUCAGCUUAGCAGAGCAACACAGAUUAGUAUGCAUGGGACUGAGUGGUGUGGUGCAUGUUUUGGCUGUGGAUAACUUUGAUGGUUAGAACUGUUGCCAAAGUUUCAAUUAAGAUGUUUUGUUAUUUCUAAUGCUUUAAUCUGAAAGCAGGUGUGCAGGCAGGAAAAAUGCCUUCUCAUCUUAUUACUGAUCAUCAGGCCAACAUUGCUCAAUAAAGACACAAUAUCUAGGUCAAGGAAAUACAUCUGACCUGUUUAACAGUAGCCGAGUUUAUGAUGAAUGAUGACGGCCAAAGAACUUGCGGAGGAUAAUUUGGACGUUAAUAAACAUUAACACUAGAACCACUAAAGCAGUCAUUUUGACUGCUCAUGAAUUUAAUCUGUUUAAUACUCUGCCAUUUUUUAAGUCAUGCCUUUCUCCGUCCUAGACGUUUCCUAAAUAAGUCUAAAUUACACACUGCAGUUGUUAGAAUCUUAAUAGCACAAACAGAACUGUAGUUAUAGCCAGUUUUAUGAGGGCAUGUCAUUUUUUAAAUGGUUUCCCCCCCUUGCCCCUCGUUCUCCCGACAGUAGGGCCUGCUCCGCUCCUUUUCCCAACAGUAGAAUGUGUGGUGCCGAGUUGAUAAUUUACAUUUACAUUUUAGUCAUAAUCACCCCGAUAAUUGCUUCAAAACUGAACCUAAACUGUACCAAAACUAAUUUCACCCAUAACAACAGAUGAAAUAAGUGAGGUUAAGUAUGAUGGGGGAGAAUGGGUGAGUUGAUGAACAAGGGGAAGCAAACAUGCAUAGUUAUGUAAUCACUAAUUGUGAAUGAUGAACAGGGUGGGCCAUUCUAUUGUAUUGAUCUGUUCUAAUUCUAAUCUCAUAAUGGUGUGUACCCUAUAUCAGUCCACCAAAUCCAAGCAGUCUCAUCAGUCUACUCUGGCCUACUUGGAGAACAUUGACAGCGUGAGUAAUUUACAAUAACAAGAAGCCCAAGACCUGAAUGAAAACGACUCAGAUGGCGGGGAAGAAAUGAUUCAUGACAUCUCUGAUGAUUUUUCUUCUGAUUCUGAGCCUCAACCUGAAUAACCUACACCUGCAUGGCCUAAGCGCAAAAAAGCCAGAACGGCACGCACUGAGCAGAUGCCGGCGCCACUACCAAAUGAAACGUUGAGACAGGAGAGAGAGGGACAGCACCAGAGACAGCACCGUUUAGAUAGAACAAACCGGUGACAAUGCUACGGGCCGAUUAUCAGCACAAAAUGUCAUCACUGAGAGAGCAGGCCCUAUAUCUCAAGCACAAAACAAUAUUAGCAAUGCACUCACCAGCUUUUGUUUAUGUGACACGGACAUGCUACAGCAUUCAGGUACUGUGGCUAAGGCGCACAUGGAGCAAGGAGACACUGCCUGGGAUCUGUCUGUUGAUGAGCUGGAAGCGUUCAUUUCAAUCCUGUAUGUCCGUGGAGCAUUCGGUGGAAAUAGCGUGUAUAUGGAGAGCUUCUGGUCAGACAUGUAUGGAAUAAGGGCCUCCCGAGUGGCGCAGCGGUCUAAGGCACUGCAUCGCAGUGCUUGAGGGGUCACUACAGACCCGGGUUUGAUCCCGGGAGACCCAUGAGGCGGCGCAGAAUUGGCCAAGCGUUGUCUGGGUUAGGGGAGGGUUUGGCCGGCCGGGAUGUCCUUGUCCCAUCGCGCUCUAGCGACUCCUGUGGCGGGCCGGGCGCAUGCACGCUGACACGGUCGCCAGUUGUACGGUGUUUCCUCCGACACAUUGGUGCGGCUGGCUUCCGGGUUAAGCAAGCAGUGCGGCUUGGCAGGGUCGUGUUUCGAGGACGCAUGGCUCUCGACCUUCGCCUCUCCCGAGUCCGUACGGGAGUUGUAGCGAUGGGACAAGACUGUAACUACCAAUUGAAUAUAUAUAUAUAUUUUUAAAGACAUUACAUUUAAAUUUUAGUCAUUUAGCAGACGCUCUUAUCCAGAGCGACUUACAGUUAGUGCAUACAUUUUUCAUACUGACGUAUGGAAUAUUAUUCUUUGGAGAAGCCAUGUCACAGGAUCACUUCAAAAAGAUAAUCUGUUACCUCCAUUUUGAUGACAAAUAACCAGACAAAUUCACUAUGGUAUCCAAUGUAUAGAUAAUUUACUAUUUUUGACUGCUGUCAUAUCAACACAUAUUCAUUAUAAUGCCAUUUUUGCUUUUGUGCUGAUUUUCACUAUUUAUCAAGCACACUUGGCACUUAAUUAUGUUAAUUAUGUUUAGGCUACUGAUGUUGUCAUUAUUUGACAGCGCAUGUCUUGCUGACCGCGUGUCUUGGUGGUUGGGGUUAUUAUUUUUGAGGGGUCGUUAUAGAAAUAAGCUGUUACCGCAUUCCAACACAUCCACUUUCUGUUUCAUAUUUGUAACAAAGGCAUUCCAAUAAUAAAAUAGAUUGAACACUUUUGUAAAAAAAAUUGUACAUAAAGCCUACAGUAACAUAAACGAAUGAAAAUGCUAUUGUGAUAAUUGUAAUAAAAUAAAAAUCGUAUUCUAAUGUUACCUUAGACCUUCAUAAACACAACCACAUGAUUAUUUUUGCGAUAACAUAGGUGAAAUGUACUAAUUACACUGUUAGAAUGUUGCAGACAAAAUGACUGCUCAUUAGCUUGAAUGGGGGUCCCUCGAGGCCCAGCGGUUUUAGUGUUAAUGAGGUAAGGAUGUAUAGGUGUGUUAUCAGUGCUAUUGCUGUUUAUCAUUGAUAUUUAAUGGUGUUGGAUAGCGGUUAAACUGUACAGUAAGUAGGCUGGUGUCUAUUAUGCCUGGUUGUGCCUGAUUGUUCCUGUGUAGCAGCAGUACAGUGUAUGUAUGCACUGUAUGUCUACUAAUGUUCCUGCUCUAUCCAUGUGGGAGAAGAAGGUAGCAGUCUGUAGGCCGGGGAAGCAGCCCAGUCUGAUAAUCACUAUCCUCAUUAAUAAUAAACCAUUCACACUGGUCCACCCAUAAUCUUCAUUUUCCUGCUUGUGAUAUAUUCCCCUGGUCUGUCAGUCGGUCCUGGGCCAGUCAUGUGCUGGAGCAUGUAAUAUAUAUGAUAAGUAGUGGAGCCAGUCUGCUUGGAACUCGUCACACAAUUAAAUUGGUGCGGUAUGGAGUUCAUAUUGCAGCGUGACCGAUGGGGAAUUAGCCAGUCUAUAUAUAAACCCAGCCGCAUGUGUUGGGAAUUAAAGUGCAUUUAUCUGGUAAUCGCCGGGGAGAUCUCCGCAUGCACAACCAUGCUACAGCGGCCAUGCAGCCACCGCAACCAACUACAGAUCCAGCUAGAGCACACUGCUUCUCUGCUCUGGGAGAGACGUGAAGGAGAAUCAGGUCACACUCUAUAGCCUUCUGAUACAACAGUUGUGGGGGUAUAAAGGGGAAGUCAUCCACUAGCUAGAGCCUCCUCUCUCUUUUAGUCUUGACCUUUAUCUCUCUCACCCUGUAACUCUGUCUUUCCAUCUCCCCCCAUCUCCCUCUUCUCCUCUCCUCUUUUAACCUCCACAUGUACCUCUAACCUCGUGUCUCCCAUGUUCUGCCCUCUCCUUUCCCCAGCUUCCCCAGUCUAUCCAGCCUCUUUAAGUCUUAUGUGUGAUUUGGCCUGCCUUUUACUCAAUCAUGUAUGAUUCCUCGCUAGCAGAAUCAAAAGCAGCCGGGCUCCACCAUGCUUUUCAUUAGAGCACUCCAGUAGGGAAGGCUGUAAAUGAAGUGUUGUGGGUGAGUCUGCUCUGGAGAAGAAGCCACACUGCGAGGCAGGCAGGGAACCACUGCUGCUGACUCCCCUGUGUAAUGCAGAAACUCCCCAUAAGGCUGGCAGCGCCAACCUCAGAACACUCUAAUGAUCCCAGCCCAAGUUAUGGCCAGUCAGGGAACUCUGCCCACUGUGUUAAACAGUGUGAGAGAGGUAAUGACUUGUUGGACUUUAUAUAUCUUUGGGAUCCAGUCCAAGUCCAGUGUGAUGACCAAACACAAAUAUCAUCCCAGACUCAGCAACAUUUAAUGCAUGGAAAAUUGAGUUGCAUUAUAGUUAGUCACUAGUUAGACUAGAAUGGUCAAUGUCUCACAGCUUGUAAAUUCAGUCUGAACAGCCAUUCUAUUGUGCAACUGCAGUAGAUGUUCAACUGAUUCCAUAUCAGUUUGCUUCUAUAAUGUGACUUAGGGAGGAGACGUGAGUUAAACCUGUGAAGCGGCAUCUAUAAGCUGAUAGGAUGGGAGAGGUGUUAUGUUCUCUCCAGGUGUUAAGAGAGGGUCACUAAUACCCAUCCUAAUGUGGCUAUUUUUCAGCCAUGCUUCAGUUGACUGUCAAUGUCAAUUAAGGCACUCCAUAUGAAGAUGGAGGAUAUGGCGCCUGGAGAGGAAAGCAGCACCAGGGCCAGACUAGGGACUACAGACUCUCAGCUCCACAACUAGGAUUUACCAAUACAUGAGGAGCACACAUGACAUAGUGGCUCAUUAUAUCUGCACAUUAUCAUUACAUUUAUUAUUAUAAUUGUGUUUUUUGUAACUUUUUAUUUAAUCAAGGAGAGACUCAUGAGACCAGGGUCUCAUUUUCAAUGGUUCCCUGAGGACAACAAAUUCAACACGAACAUUCCCCCCAAAAUAUAAAUAAUGAAUAAAUUACAUGUUACAUAGAAAAUAAAAAUACAAUUUCAACACCAUGAUACAUUUUUACAUUUAAUUGUAUUUAUUUAUUUACAGUUAUCAGUUCUGCACUGGUGGUUUUUGCACAGUUUUUCCAAGAGCACACUGAUUUGGCCUCCUUCAACAGUUCAGAAGAGCACUUCUGCUGCUGCCUAUGCUUCUAUGCUCUUUUUAAUGUUCACCAUCUGGGCUUGAUUGAUUAAAGCUCCUUUAAGUAAUUAAUGCAAUGCAUGCUUUAAUUGAGAGUAGGCCCCUGUGGGUAUGUGUAUAUGCUCAGGCAGCAGAGGCAUGAGAGAGAGCAGAGCCAAGGAUGUGUUUUAGAGCACCAGAAAAAUCCUGAUUAGCACCCUGACCCUCUCAGUCUCUCAGCCUCAUGGCUCUACACUCUUAGAAACAAAGGUGCUAUCUAGAACUUUAAAGGGUUCUUUGGCUGUCCCCAUAGGAGAACCCUUUGAAGAACCCUUUUUGGUUCCAGGUAGAACCCUUUUGGGGUCCACGUAGAACCCUUUCCACAGAGGGUUCUACAUGGAACUCAAAAGGGUUCCACCUGACCCCAAAAUAGUUCUACCUGGAACCAAAAAGGGUUCUCCUAGGGGGACAGCCGAAGAACCCUUUUGGAACCCUUUUUUCAAAGAGUGUAUACUCUUGAGAUGCUGGCAUACAGUAUGCCAUCACACUACUACACUUUUUCAGGUAUGAUGUUUGUGUAGUAGUUUGAGGAAAUGCUAUGGUAGUGUGUGACAUGGUUUUAUAGCAUUGCAACGCCGACACUGAUGGGUUAUUUCCAGUAAAUAUGUUUUUACUAAUAUCUUCCAUCUGUCUUAUUGCUGUGCCUCUAGUAACAAUAGAACUCUGUUAUUGUGGUUGACUUGUAUGGGAUGUUUGGGACGUUCUUGUCCUCUAUUACACACCAUAGGAUCCAUUAUAGGACACACCAUAGGAUCCACUAUAGGACACACACUAUAGGACACACAGUAUAGGACACACACCAUAGGACACACACUAUAGGACACACACUAUAGGACACACACCAUAGGACACACACUAUAGGACACACACCAUAGGACACACCAUCGGACCCAGGACACACCAUAGGACCCACCAUAGGGUGACAGCAUGUCACUGCAGGACCACGCUGCUCGGCAUCAUUUUGCUGUCUCAUCUGCUUGUGAUAAACGAGCGAUAUCAGUUUUUCCCUUCUUUUUCACUUUCCCUGUUAUGUUGAAUGCACACACUGUGACACUUCCUCAAUCACAAUGGUUGACCUUCUCUAUUGAAAAAGCUCUGUGUCUUUUGAUAAUUGUUUUUAGAAAGUGUUGAAGCCGGUCAGAUAAUGUGAGACAUGGUGAAUACAGAGUGCUCCACCUACCUGACGCUGACCUUUUACGAUCCUACGCCUCGCAACGGUUUGAUGGGAGCCUCAGUCUAAUCGAUGGCCCACUGCCAUGUGAGAGUAUCUAGUCUACUACCAUGGCUCUCUCUAUUCCUGAUGUGUCUAGUGUCUAGUCUGCCCUGGCUUCUACCUGGAAGCUACUGCAGCGUUUCCACUAUGAGACACACUGCUGAAGGAGCCUGAAUAAUUAAAACAUUUACCCUUUAAUAGCCAUUACUGAAAAGACUGAUCAGUUUAAUUUGCUCUCAAUAAACCCAUCUCAUCUAAUGGGCUAAUUAAGGGCUUUGGAUGAAACAGCAAUCACAGGAGUCUACAGCUCCCUGAGGGACGAAUCCAUCAAUGCAACAUACAUAUUUUAUUGUGUCAACCUACGUGCAGAUUGUAUGGCGCCUUGCGUUACUGUUUAACAUGCAUCAUUGAUGUUGCUCACGGAGCCAGUCAGCCAGUACAGAACAUGAAAUCACAGCAGCCUUGAACCGUAGCGCACCUCAAGGUCUCUUCCCUUUCUCUAUUCAUUACUGGAAACAAAGACCACAGAGAAGCAUUAUUAACUCAUACACAGCAUUAGUAGUACAUCCUAGCCUUGACUCCUUUGGUUGUGUCUUCUCUCUCUCACUCUCUUUGAGCGUGAAUGCAUUUGCUUGACUGUGUUGCUUUACUGAGUGAACACACAUUUGAUCAAUGAAGGUCAGCGUGUGUGCUGAUCCUGUGUUGUGUCUUAUUAGAUUGGAGAGCUGGUAAUGGACAUGCAGCUGUGUCAUGGCUGUGGCCCUGUGACCCUCUGGGCUGGUGGUCCCUGUCCGCCCCGGGCCAGGCCCAGAGGUGUAAUCUCUCCCCACUCAGACAACUGAUGGCUCACAUCUGACCUCCCUUGUCCUGGGGGAAAGACUGGCUUCAACCGGAGGGGAGGCAGAGAGAGAGGAGGACGGAGUGUUCUCAAACCGUGUGUAAAUGUGUGUACGCAUACACACCCUCUGAGCUUUAGCAAUAUUUUGAAUUAAGCGAAGGUACUGUGGUGCCUGUGGCUGUCAGCUUGUCAGACUGGGGGAGCCCAAAGCAGCAAUCAUUCCAUUUGCCUUCUCCACUGUUCUCCCAGCUAAUUUGUCAUGGGCGACAGUUAUCCCUGGAUAUUUAAUUAAGCAUUUGACAUAUUGUGUAUCCUGUGGCAGAGAUCUGCUGUGGCAGAGAUCUGAAGGGGAUGGCAGCGGCCCUGUCUGAAGCCCUGGUCGACAUUUCUGGGUCACAUUGGAAACCAGGCAACGGUAACUAUCAGUGUAAAGAGCCAAGAUACAGGGGAAGAAAGGCAGCAAUCUCUUUGAUCAGACCUGAACCGUUAGUGCUAAUCUGUGUUGCACCAUCUCAGCUGGUGUCAGGGCUGUUCAGCUGGAGGGGCACCAAUUUAAUGUUUGAUGGGAACGGGUGUGUGGGAUGUGUGUGCUGCUAGCAUUGUCAUGGGAGUUAGUUGUUUGUGUAUGUUUGUGUGUGUGUGUGUGUGUGCGUGUGUGUGUGUGUGUGUGUGCAUGCGUGCAUGUGUGUGUUUGCAGUGAAGCCUGCUGUCACUGUUUGAUGGUCUGAUUUGGGUUCCAUUAUAGUGCUGGCAGGGGUUGUGUUCAGAGACACCACACUGACACCAACUGCCCUGUGGGCUAUCACAAACCAUCUUCACCAGCCUCCCUCUAACCACACACACACAGCAACAACACAGCACCGACAUAGUGGAGGGUGUGGCGCUGUCUGUUUAAACUGAGUUUAUGUUUCCCUUUUAUUGAUUUCCUCAUUUGAAAGCAUCUCUAUUAUGGCUGAUAUCUCCAAUCUCUGCCCAGUGAGCCUCACAAUACUUCUACUCAUUGGACCGCAGCUGGAGCUGAGAGUUAAAAGACAGACUGACUCCUCUUUUGUUGGACACAUUCACUGCUUGUUUAAACACAUUUGGGCUAGCGAUUAACAGCGUUGGGUCAGUAACCGAAAGGUUGCUGGUUCAAAUCCCUGAGCCAACUAGUUGAAAAAGCUGUUGAUGUACCCUUGAGCAAGGCACUUCACCCUAAUUGCUCUGGAUAAGCGCAUCUGCUAAAUGACUAAAAUGUAAUUUUUGGGUAGCUUUUGAAGGGAAUUUGUUUUCUUUUGGAGUGAUAGCAUAGAUCAGGCUCCAGAAUUAGAAUGAGAGUGUGAUAUAAAAAGGACUAUUGAUAAUGCCAUGUGUCUGUACACAGUGCUGGGCUCAUGAUGCCCUCCAAUACCACACUUGUAAUUAUCUGACUAGCUUCUCCCAUACUGACCUCCCUGCAGUGCAAUACAACCCUACACUAUUACUUCCUAAAAGCCCUGCCUUUGUGUGUGUGUGAGAGGGAGAGGGAGGGAGGGAGGGAGGGAGGGAGGGAGGGAGAGAGAGAGAGAGACAGAGAGAGAGAGAGAGAGAGAGAGAGAGAGAGAGAGAGAGAGAGAGAGAGAGAGAGAGAGAGAGAGAGAGAGAGAGAGAACUGAGAUAAGGAAUGAGUUUAAUAUGGAGUGUGGUGUAUUUCUGUGCUGUGUGUCUGGGUGUGCAUUUGUCUGUGAGAACGCAUGUUGGUGUGUAUAGAUAGGGCUGAACCGAUAAGAAUUAAGCUGAACAUUGUCUACUUUUGAAGGUGAAAUGAAAUAAGCAACCUGUGUGCUACUAUGAGUAAGCCUGUUGAUGGAAAGAUGUGUUGAGGCCAGAGAGGAUGUUGAGUGUUUGUGAAUGGCUGUAUGUCAAGAAUGUAGUGAUGACACAACAUGAAUGUGUGCAUCUAUCUACUGAAGUAGUACUGGUAGUACAGCUUACAUUUUGAGAGAGACUACUGUGAGAUGUUGAAUAAGAUUAGCUAGCGCAGAAACACACUGGUAAAUGAAUAGGGGCUCAGUGAACCCCUGGGGGGCUGGUCAAAGGGCCAGACUGACUGGGGAGGGGGCCAGGACAGAUGCCCAGGGUAUAGGGACACAAAUCUGCUAAUAAAGAGGGCUUUAACAGUUGGUCCCUCACUCACACACACACACACAAACACACACAUCCUGUUAUCCUGUAAACGUCCUGUAAAACCACACCAACUAGGUUCCCUAGUGUGUGUGUGUGUGUGUGUGUGUGUGUGUGUGUGUGUGUGUGUGUGUGUGUGUGUGUGUGUGUGUGUGUGUGUGUGUGUGUGUGACUGUGAACACGAUCUACCAGUAUGUAUUUAUAUUUUCUUUGCAUCAUCGUUGCACCUCUCUUCCUCUUAAGCAUAACAAUAUGAAUAUUUAAAAGUUCUUCAAACAAGCAGUCAUGAAAUAUUAAGAUGUUCAAGAAAAGCUUUUAUCACAGCUCCGCUCUCUUCUCAUUCUGUCUCUCUAGCCUCACAUUCUCAUUAAUAUUUUUAAAUCUCACUCUCUCGCACACACACAUCAGACACACGCACAGAAACCACCCUAGGGUAAGAACAACAAACCUUCCUAGUCGAUACACACAUUGUAGCUGAAAACAGAGGAGGCAGGAAGUAAGGUUCAAUAAUGUAGCUGGUUUUAUUUUCAGACUAAACAGAGGUUGAGAAACGUUGGUUGUCAUGUCUUACAAGAUGCCCAGCGUUAGUCAGGUUAGACGCUGUAUUGUAGUUAAAGUGUCUUUGGUAACAGUGGUGUUUAUCCUCCAUUUGGCCUCUCUCUAUGGGGAGAAAGCAAGGCUAGGCAGUAAGGUGAUUAAACAUGCCGCUCUGCCUUUCCUUUGUGACUGUGUAAUAUGUUUGAAAGGCAGAGUUAAUCUGUGGAGCCUCUCUGAUGCACCCCUCUCCUUUUCUCUUCAAUGCUCUCCUCUCUGAGAGCUGGAGGGUGUGCUAAUCGCUUGAGCGGCAGCUCUAAGUAGCUGUUGAUGUGUUUUCAGAAAAGAUCCCGUUAAGUGUGAAUAGAAACGUCUAGUAAUGGUAAUUGCUCUCUCCCCACUGGGCACACUCUGGUUGAAUGAACGUUGUUCCCACGUCAUUCCCAACGUGGAAUAGAUGUUGAAUUGACGUCUGUGCCCAGUUGUGCUCCUUAUUCCACUGGCAUAACCGACCUGUUGAGCACCGUUGUGCAGCUUGUGGUUGUGCCUGCUUGUGUGUGUGCCUGUGUGUUGAAGUGAGUGUGUUUCAUUGUGUGUGUGCUCAAGUGUGUGUGUGUGUGUUGAAGUGUGUGAGCGUGUGCGUGUGCGUGUGUGUGUGUGUGUGUGUGUGUGUGUGUGUGUGUGUGGCCUAGAUGGUGCAUUUUGACUGCUGAGAUUAAUGGCAGAGAGAGAAUUAUUUUAAGACUGCGCAGUGCAUCGAUUCUGUCAUCUUCCACCGUCACUCUUUGAUUUAUGCAUUUAUGUGCGUGCUUGUGUUUGCAAUAUUUUAAUGCCCUCUCCAAAGGGUAUAGGCUUUUAAAUGCUUGCAUGUAGGGCAGGAGGGAGGAUAAAUAAAGGAGAUGUCAAUUUUAGUUUGAAGCAAAGGGCUUUUUUCAUAUUUUUUCUCACCUCUCCCUCGUUCUCUCUCUCCGUCACAGCUCUCAGAGGGGAAUGGAAGAAGCGUGUAGUAGAGCAGUCAUAUAGUAAAUCCAAUCAAAGAGAGAAGUGCUUUUAAAUGUCUGUUGUUCCCCGGGGCAGAACGUCUCUGAGCCUGUCUCUCUGCUCCUAUGGCAAGCAGCCCAAACUCACUCUCAGCCGCCACCAGACGUAAUUAAUAUCGAGCGGGCGCACUGGCCCUUGCUCCUCUCCUUUAAUAUCAGUGUUAGAACAAAGGUUAAUGCUUUGAAUCAAAUCUCUGUCCUCAUCCGUUUCAAUGGAGUUGUGAUGCAGCGAGGGGGGAAGAGGGCAGAGAGAGAUUGGUAAUCAACGGGGGGCUUGGAAGGAAGAUAAAUUAAUUACUGUUCUCCAGAAAUGCAAUGUCAUGUCUCAUUUUCCCUAAUUCCCUCCCCUUUUGCCCCUCCCUACUGGUGCUAGGGGAGAGGCUAGGGCACACUAAUGAAAAGGCCUCUUAGAUGCUAAUAACAAAUUACCCUCCGUGUCACUUUUGGAAGCUUCUGCUACUGCAGUCAGAGUCUCCUCAGUGGGGAGGAGCCCAGACAUACUGCAGACUGCAGGUUAGCCUUGUAGAAUUACAUAUAGUACACCUAGCCACAUAGAAUGAUAGGAUCUCUGUGGUUAGCCUGGACUCCCUGUCAGACUGCAGGUUAGCCUGGACUCCCUGUCCUAGUCAGACCCUUAGACAGUCCCAGCAGAGGGGCUCUGGAGAGAGAGUGGAGGGAGAGGAAGCUGGUAUCCUGGAUGUUGGGUUUAAUGCACUGCACUGUAUAUUGGCCAUCCAAAAUGCCUGGAUGUGGAUUAUGUUGGAAGAUGGUUGGGUUGUAUUGUGUAGUGUUGUAUUACUGAGAUCUGUAUUAUGGCCUAGUUUUGGCUGUUUAGAGGGGAACACUGUAGUGUAACUUUUUGCAUUGUUUAUAUCAUCCCAAAUCUGGCUGGAUUUAGUGGUUUGGCUGGAGUAAGCUGUAAACUGGGCUGGUUCCAUAUCUCCCUGAGGCUGCAUAGCUGCUGAUCCAGGGCUAGAGCUGAGAAGGGCUGGGUUCUGUUCUGUACUGCUAUUUGUCUCAGAUCAGAGAGACAGACAGGCCAGGAAACAGCUAUGUCUCUACAGGCUACACAUAGACAGGGGAAAUGCUGCUGUCAUCAGAAUGGUGGGGUUUUGGGUGGACUGCUUUGGUCACAUGGUCUGUGCCUCUCACUGAUGUUAAGUAAAUCACACUUCAACCACCAUGUGACUGGCUGUCUGUGAGCAGUGGGAACAGACUGGUGGAAGAGGAGGAAGUCAAACAGUUUUUUCUACUUCAGGGUCCACACUAUUGAAAGGCCCAGAUGUAGAGAAAUAGGCCAUGGCAGAUUCAGGGUGGUAGUUUGUGUCAUUAUAGCAAUGUUGUGAAAAAUAGCAUGGAGUGUCUGGAGUAUUUAUGUAUCCUUUUACGAUGCUACAAAGUAACUCCAUUAUGUAGGCUAGCUCUCUCUCCCGCUCUAAACUCUUUCAACAGAAUCUAAGAGAAAUCCCCAUACUCCACACUUGUGUGCUAACGAUUCCCACUGCAAACAAAGAAUACACAAUUUGUGUGACUAGAAAAGAAUGCCAUGCUCUUGAGAAAUGCAUCCGAUGAGUGUGUAUCAUGUGCAUUUAUGUAAAACGUAUUCACCAAUUAACAAGAACAGGAAACACAAUGAUCCCUCUAUUAUGGGAAUACAAAGGCGAGUGAAGCCAUGUACUCUGAAAACAGCUUAUGUGGAAAAGAUGCAAAUGGCGUGAAAUUAGUGUCUGGUAAUGUUUUUGUGUACAACCCCAUGCUGUAGGGCUAGACUACAGUACUGACGUCUCUCUCGCUCUCUCUCUCACUCUCUCUCUCUCUCUCUCUCUCUACAGGCAUACUUCCGACAGGGUGUUGCCCUUCAGUACCUUGGUCGCCAUGCCGACGCACUGGCCGCCUUUGCCUCGGGGCUGGCCCAAGACCCCAAGAGCCUGCAGCUACUGGUGGGCAUGGUGGAGGCUGCCAUGAAGUCCCCACUACGAGGUAACGUGUCUGUCAUACUAUAUCUCUAUGUUCUCCUCUCUGCCUUUCUAACUGUCGCUAAUCUUCAUCCUUCUGUCAGUCGAUAAAUGUGUCAGUGUGACUCUAGCAGUCUGUCAGUGACUACUGCAUAUCUUUAUAUCCAUCUGUAUUUGCUUGGCAGACUGUCUCCUUGUCUGUCCAUCUCAGUGUAUGUGUGAAGGAGUCCCCCUGACUGACAGGACUGUUUCACAUACUCUUAACUACCUGAUAAAUGUCUUGCCAGUCAAGCUGAUCAGAAAGAUACUUCUUUAUCAUAAUAUUAAACUUCCAACAAUACAGCCCUUGUCAGUGGCUGCCCCUGUUGAUGCCUAUUUUCCAAAGCCAAAGUGGACAUAUAAGUAGCUUAGUAUCCAGGCCAGGGCUUUCAGUAAAUUGUGACCUCCCUGCUCCAUGAUGUGUGUGAUAUAUCAGGCCUGGCCCUUUGGGGCACCCUGUUGGGGCCAAAUGCAUGGGGUCUCCCUCCAAACAAAACUGGAAUCCAUUUCACUAGUGCAACUGACCGCUGCAGAGGAUUUAAUAAGCUGCUAUCCCAACUCCAACAGAGACUCUGAGUCAUCAUGUGCUCUCUCUUUGUCAUCACCAAAACCACCAAACUCCUCAGAUACUAUACACAUGAAUAAAUACAAGCCUGUUGUAACAGUUCAAUGUUUUACUGGCCUGCACAGGGAGAUCAGUGGAUCCACAUGGCUUUGUUCUGUAAUGUUCUGUUCAGAGAGGAGUCAUUGUGAUUUAGGCUGCUUGGAGCGCCUCUCUCAAUCCCUGUUAGCAAAAGGCUGUAUCUGAAUUCAUGGAAAAAACACAAGCAAAGAGCCCAUCUGAGGUACAUUGAUUACAUUAGCCUUGUCACUGGAAGCGUAACAGUAAAAGGGCUUGGGAGUGGGCCCAGCAUCAAACACCAAACACUGUCGACCUGGCUGGGCCUCUCUCUCAGUAGGAGAGGAGAAACUCUUGGCCCAGGUUUUUUAAUCUCUUAAUUGUUUACCACGUUUCCCAUGGUGCCAGGGAGUGAAGCAGCUAGCGACGGAGGGAGGGAGCCAGUCCAAGGUGUGUUGGAGGGGGGGCUAGGUCGGGGGAUUAAGAGCAAUGAUCCUCUCAGAUGGGCUCCUGGCACAGGGGGAAGAUAAUCAGAGUUACGCCAGCAAACAGGGAGGAUAAUCAGUGUUACGCAGCCAAAGCCCUGUGAUAAGGGAAAGGUAUGAGAGCGUUGCUUUCUCUCGCUGAAGUCAAAGAUGGCUGUAUUCCUGCCAGCCUCUCUUAUCGGCUGUGUAACACACCCCUUCCAGGAUUACCUGGGGAUUACCAAACCCACCCAUUUAAUUUUCCCCUCGCUUGGAGUUUGGUGUCGCCAGGGUCUUACUAAACUAACUAAACUCUUUCCCUGUUGAAUUCAGAGUGUAAUAAGGUAUAAUAAGGAAGAUGUUUCUCCAUACUGAUGAUAGACAUCAUCUAGUAGGAGUCAAGUAGCUACUAGUUGUUUUAUGCAUCUCCUCACUUAACCUGCCUUAAGGACAUCCACACAGACAUCUGUUUAGUCUCCAAAUUCACUUUAAUGUUUUUCCCUACAUGUUCGGUUUUUAUUCUGUCAUUGGGCAUAGCAACAUAGAUAAAGGUGUGCUCAUGCAAACAGUGAACAAAGAACACAAAUAAUUAAAGUAAGAAAACAUUCAAGGCCCUUGUCUUCAAGGAGACAAACAGUGUGUAUAAUUGUCACGAUCGUCGGAGGAAGUGGACCAAUGCGCAGCGUGAUAAGUGAACAUACUUAUUUAUUGAACGAACAAAACAACAAACGAUACAAAACGUGAAGUCCUUGGUUACAAUACACACCAUACGGAACAAGAUCCCACAAAUGACAAUGCCCAAACGGCUGCCUAAGUAUGGUUCCCAAUCAGAGACAACAAGCAACAGCUGAUUCACGUUGCCUCUGAUUGAGAACCACCCCGGCCAACAUAGAAACACAAGCACUAGAACUUAACCACAGAACACAAACACAUAGAAACUACACACCCUGGCUCAACAUAUAAGAGUCCCAGAGCCAGGGCGUGGCAAUAAUUCCCCUGAAGCGCACUUUAUCACCACUAUUUGUGUGUACUUUACUUUAGCAUUACAGUAUUAUAUUCCCCCCCCACACAACGCAUCAGAGAGAUUUUCCAUGAGUCCGGAGCUGAGCAGCAGAUAGUGCUCUCAUGUGACUCCUACUGUACUGUCCUCCUUUGUUUUUCUCACAACAAAGCUCUCAAAGGAGGGAAAAGUGCUCUCAGAACCCUCUCCAUCUCUGGCUCUCUUCUCUGCUGCCUAUUAUCAUUAUGUCAGAUUCUAACUCCUCAGAUGUCAAGGUUUUGAUGCAUGUUUUUUUCUACAGUGAAUAUCAUUGAGUGAAAUUAAAGGAGGGAAAUCAGGCCCAGGCAGUAGCCAGUGUUGAGGGCAGAUGGGCUUGGUUCUGUUCUGUUUCUUUCUCCCAUGAUCUUGGACCAGCUCUGAAGUUCUCUGAGCGUUGGAGGGGAAACAAUGUCACUAUAAUAUUGAUACAUUUUUCCAAUUCAUUGUUACCAAUAGAUCAGACUAUUCAUAUUAUGUAAUCUUGGAAGGAGUGAUGCAGAUACAGAAAUAUACUACAGAAGUAGAAUAUUGUAGUAGAAAAGUAGUAUAGAAGUAGUAUAUAGUAUAUAAACUGUUUAGUAUAGAUUAUGGAGAUGCAGACACAAACAGAAGUACAGGAGGGUGUCAGCCUCCCUCAGCAGUCAGCUCUCUGCCUCCUCACAGUCACAGACCCAUAGAACAGAAUAGGUGGCAAUGGCUCGUGAAAUGGGAAGGUGAACUGAGUCAUAGUUGUAUUCAAAAAAACAGAAUGAAUGUACGCUACAUGGGUUUGUUAUUGUCACCAGUCGCCCAGGGGAAAUGGUAAAGGCUGUCAAAGCCUACCCUAUAACAGACCCAGCCUGAGACCAAGCCUCCUCUAUAUGAGGCCAAGCCUUAGAGCAGGAGAAGGAACUAUAUAUGAAUGUACUGUAUCUGUUUGUGUAGAUGUGCAUACAGCUAGUACUCAUUACAUUUUGAAUGCUUAGCAGGACAGGAAAAUGGUCCAUUCACAGACUUAUCAAGAGAACAUCCCUGGUCAUCCCCACUGCCUGUGAUCUGGCAGACUCACUUAACACACAUGCUUCGUUUGUAAAUGAUGUCUGAGUGUUGGAGUGUGCGCCUGGCUAUCUGUAAAAAACAACAACAAUAGGCCUCCAGAGUGGCGCAGCGGUCUAAGGCACUGCAUCGCAGUGAUAGUGGCGUUACUACAGACCCGGGUUCAUUCCCGGGCUAUGCCACAACCGGCUGUGGCCGGGAGUCCCAUAGGACGGCGCACAAUUGGCCCAGUGUCGUCGGGUUAAGGGAGGGUUUGGCUAGGGGGGCUUUACUUGGCUCAUCACGCCCUAGUGACUCCUUGUGGCGGGCCAGGUGCCUGCUGGUUGACCCUGGUCGCCAGUUGAACGGUGUUUCCUCUGACACAUUGGUGCGGCUGGCUUCCGGGUUAAGCUGGCAGGUGUUAAGGAGCAAGGUUAGGCGGGUCAUGUUUCGGGGGACGCAUGACUCUCCCGAGCCCGUUGGGGAGUUGCAGCGAUGAGAUGUGAUCAUAAUUGAAAUUGGGAGAAAAAAAAGGGGGUAAAAUACAAAGAAAAAACUUUUUUUUUAAACAACUACAGAAAAUGGUUCCGUCUGGUUUGCUUAAUAUAAGGAAUUUGAAAUGAUUUAUACUUUUACUUUUGAUACUUUAGUAUAUUUGAGCAAUUACAUGUACUUUUUACUCAAGUAGUAUUUUACUGGGUGACUUUUACUUGAGUCAUUUUCUAUUAAAGUACUGUAUCUUUACUUUUACUCAAGUAUGACAAUUGGGUACUUUUUCCACAACUGUAUGUGUGUGUGUUUUAUAUACACUCAGUGGCCAGUUAAUUAGGUACGCUACCCCGUUCACGAAAAUGGUUCGCUCCUACAAACAGUGAGACACGUGGCUGUGGCUUGCUAUAUAAAGCAGGCAAACAGGCAUUGAGGCAUUCAGUUACUGUUUGAUUGAAUGGUGCGACAAAGCAAAAACAUCCAAUCAGCGGCAGUCCAUUGAUGAGAGGUCGAAGGAGAAUGGAAAGAAUCGUGCUAGCUGACAGGCGGGCCACAAACAGGCAAAUAAUGGUGCAGUACAACAGUGGUGUGCAGAACGGCAUCUCGGAACGCACAACUCGUCGGUCCUUGUCACGGAGGGGCUAUUGCAGCAGACAACCAGACCCGGUUCCACUCCUAUCAUCUAAAAACAAGAAGAAGCUGCUCCAGUGGGCAUGCGAUUACCAACACUGGACAAUUGAGUAGUGGAAAAACAUUGCCUGGUCCGACGAAUCACGGUACCUGUUUCGUCAUGCUGAUGGCAGAGUCAGGAUUUGGCGUAAGCAGCAUGAGUCCCUGGCCCCAUCCUGCCUGGUGUCAACGGUACUAGAUGGGUGUACUUAAUAAACUGAGUAUAUGUGUGUGUUCCUGCUCAUCCUCCUGACGUGUGUGAGACACUGCAGUGCAGUGCUGUCACUGACGUUGCCCUAACUACCUGUUUAUGAAUCCAGCAGCCAUGACACUUUUUACUGGUAUCUCAAUGUUUGAUUUACGACACCGCUCUGUGUGUCACUUUGAAUGCAAUUACCUGCUAUGAAUGGAUAUGAUAUCCACACACCGUCUCUGCUAGUGCUACAUUCUGCCAACCGCUGGAAAACAAGUGAUGCUCUUGAAAGAGCAUCAUCAAUUAUAUUUUUGAGUGCUUGUGUGGAGACUGGAGAUGUGUUUCAUAUUGUGUGUGUGGUGAAUAUUUGUUUCCAUGUGGGUGGCUUGGUACCAGGCUAUUCAGAUAGUGUUCAUGUGUAUUUUGUUAUUUGUCCGUUGAGUGUCUUGGUCUUUAAGUGCAUGGGCAUUACUGAUACAGUAACAGGUGUUUAGUACAUCUGACUGCAGGCAUGAUCUGCCUUGUGCAGGUACAGUACUAUAGAAAAACCUCUGUGUGGGAGGAGUUGACCUAAUUAACUGCAACUCUGCUCAAAAUAUUAGCAUAAGGGGCAUGAGUAUAUUUCAUACACCCCACCCCCCUUCGUGUACACACACUUGCACUUACAUACAGUACACACACUCACACAUACAGUACACACACACACACACACACACACACAUGCACACACACACACACACACACACAAGAUGUCACCCCUGUUCCAAUCCCCCUCCUUGUCUUCCCCAGUCUGCUGCCAAGGCUGUCUGUCUGGCUGGCUGUCUGUCUGGCUGGCUCAGUAAUCUGGAGGGGCUGUGGAUCCCAAAACCUGCGUGGCCCACCAUUGAUUUAUGUCACUGUGUGCAUUUUCAGCCUUCCCAGAGGUCACCUCGUGUGUCUCCUCUCCGCUCUGCAUUCCUCUGCCUCUCUCCCCUGUGUUAGCAGCAGCAUGUUCACCAUCACUUUUAACACUCACCGGCCCUCAAAACCCACUCAUGCUUCUCUUCUCUCUCAAACUGCAAUAUAAUUUCAAAGCAGUAUAAUUUCACUCUGCUACUUUGCAGCAGAGCUGUCAGAGGAUGUGUAAACACUCAACGUUUUUAUGUAGUGGUGUUUGAAAUGUCCCUAGUUUAAAUUGUCUAUAAUAGUUGAACCUGUGAAUGGUGUAUUCAUUUGCUUGUCUUGUUGUGAUGUUGUCAGUAAAAUCCAUGUUUUAAAGCCAUCAGUCAGACAAGUUCGACAAAAGACAAUUUACCGAAGCUGCAUACAGUCAUUGUUGGUGAGCUAUGGAGCACCUUGUGUAUUCCAUGAAACUGAAAGGAAUGCAAAAAAGCUAUCUGAAAGAGUCCAGUACUCCUCAUCAUGACCAUCCCUAACACCCUACUCUCCCUUACCUCCCUCCACACAGAGUCACUGGAACCCACCUACCAGCAACUGCAGAAGAUGAAACUGGACAAGAGUCCGUUCGUGGUGGUGUCAGUGAUUGGUCAAGAGCUGCUGACAGCGGCCCACCAUACUGCCUCCGUGGUGGUACUGGAGUCCGCAUUAAAGAUCGGCACCUGCAGCCUCAAGCUGCGUGGUUCCGUCUUCUCAGCACUCAGCAGCGCCCACUGGUCCCUGGGCAAUACCGAGAAGAGCACCGGAUACAUGCAGCAAGACCUGGAGGUCUCCAAAACACUAGGUAAGAGACAAGAGUGUGUGUAUGUUUAUAUGUGUGUGUAUGUCUGUUCUUAUCUGUGUGUAUGUGUGUGUCUCUAACUACCGUAUAUCUGUCCCUGAGUUACUGUGUGUGUGUGAUGCAGCCCAGAUUGGCUGGACUCUCCUGGCCCUACACAGUUUGACACAUGAGUGGGCAGAGCAGAGCAGCAUGAGAAAUGGUCUGGAGUGGAGAAGAGCGCUGUGGUUAUCAGGUAGAGAGCCUGGCUCUGGCCCUGUCUGGGGGGCCUGUCUGUCAGACAGAUAUAAUAAGGCCCCCUGUCCUCUCACCCCACUGAGGCCUGGAGAUCAGGUCUAGCAGGUCUACCUGCAGUCUGUCUGUCUGUCAGUCAGUUAGCUGCUCUCUCUACUGUGGAACUUUGUCUGUACAGCAGCUUAGAAUGCCUAGCGCUCCAUUUAAGGACAUAAUGGGAUGUCAGUGUCAAGGAGCUCCAUCGCAUCACUGCAUCACUGCUCUAAGAUGGUAGAGGACCGUGACUGCCCUGUGUAGACCCACCCUACACUGAAUGACAGCACAUUUAGUUGUGACUUUCCUGUUGUACUGUAUAUAACCUGAGUGGUAAACAAACAAGGAUACAGAUGCUUGUAUUGAAAGGUAAAAUGUAUUGAUUAUGAUCUCAGAUGAAUUGUAUAGAGUACAUUGUUGUCUGUCCUGGACUGACCUUCCCUUACUUGUCCUCUCUUCUCUCCGCUCUCCUCAUCUCCAGGUGACCAAACAGGUGAAUGCCGUGCCCAUGGUAACCUGGGCUCAGCAUUCUUUUCCAAGGGGAACUACCGCGAGGCCCUGACCAACCAUCGUCACCAGCUGGUCCUGGCCAUGAAGCUCAAGGACAGGGAGGUAAGAGACUGAGACACACAGGGCCCACAGCCCACUGUUUCCUCUACCUAAUACUCCUGGGUGUUUUUGGUGAUCUUUUCCCGGUGGUAGUAUGCAAGAUACAUCUAUCAUGUCGUUUUAAGUUAUCUUCUGCUGUAGAAGGAGGGGUGAGGGCAUGUGGGGGAUGGAUGGCUGGUGUCUUUUCUCUGCUUCCGUUAGUGGUUGUAAUAGUGGUGUGUCCUGCAGCUUUCCUCUCCUCUGUCUUGGUUGUUCAGAGGGUGAAUCAAGGGUAAGGCUGAAAGGCAGGAAUGCUCUGCUGCUGGUUCUCCCGUCAGAGAGAGAGAGGGAUGGGAAGUGGGUUAGGAGAACAAAUUAAGGUGACAAGGCGAGGGAGAGAGAGGUGGAGAGACCAAUGGGAGGGCCUUAAGAAACAGCUGGUGCUCCUCGUUAUCAAUGCAAAACAUUUAUGCAGAUAUUAUGCAAAUAUUUAUCCUGUUCAUGUUUCAGUAACACUGGGGUUUUGGCAACAUAUGCUGCUUAAGGAAUAUAAUUUACACAGAUUAAGCUGUUUGGAUAUGAAGUAGAGGGAGAGACAAAAACUGAAGGACGAGAGAGAAAAAAACGACAGACGAGGGAGAGAGGGAGAGAGGGAGAGAGGAAGAGCGGGAGAGAGGGAGAGAGGGAGAGAGGGAGAGAGGAAGAGCGGGAGAGAGGGAGAGAGGGAGAGAGGGAGAGAGGGAGAGAGGGAGAGCGAAGAAUAGAGGUAAAGCAUGAGGGAAGGUAGACAGAGGAAGAGGGAGGGCCAGACAGUGAGAAAAUGGGCUAGUUUAUUUCUCUCUGUCUCUGUCUCUGUCUCUCUCUCUCACUCGCUCUCUCUCUCUCCUUCUGACCUCUGACCUUGCCUGACCUCUGUGGUGUUUGUGGGGGAAGAACGCCCCUGCUUCUCCCGUCACUCUCUGCUUCCCCCAUCCCUUACUGCUUCCCCCGUCCCUCCCUGCUUCCCCCCAUCCCUUCCUGCUUCCCCUCGUCCCUCCCUGCUUCCCCCUGUCCCUCCCUGCUUCCCCCUGUCCCUCCCUGCUUCCCCCCAUCCCUCCCUGCUUCACCCCAUCCCUCCCUGCUUCCCCUUGUCCCUCCCUGCUUCCCCCUGUCCCUCCCUGCUUCCCCCCAUCCCUCCCUGCUUCCCCCCAUCCCUCCCUGCUUCCCCUUGUCCCUCCUUGCUUCCCCCCAUCCCUCCCUGCUUCCCCUCAUCCCUCCCUGCUUCCCCUCAUCCCUCCCUGCUUCCCCUUGUCCCUCCCUGCUUCCCCCCCACCCCUCCCUGCUUCCCCUCAUCCCUCCCUGCUUCCCCUUGUCCCUCCCUGCUUCCCCCUGUCCCUCCCUGCUUCCCCAGUCUCUUAUCCUCCCCGCAAGCUCCCAGAUAUCAGGAGAUGUUUAAACACUCCAGUUUACUGCUCUUAAAGAUGGAAAAGAUGGAAAGUCUUGAAGGGAAUUAUAGUAUGUGGAUGUAUUGUGGUGUUGUGUUAGAGAAGGGGAGAGAAAUGGAAGGAAAAAGAGAUUGGGUUGGGUGGUUGAAAAGGCGAAGAGCAAAGCUACAGCUAACGGCCAGAGGCCCCCUCACAUCUCUCACACAAAUACCUCCACAUAAAUAGGCACAGAGGUGUCGGUAUGAGACCACAGCCAUCAGUAGGCCUAUACCUAUGCAUGUCAUGCACACAGGUUAAGUUACAGUAGUGUUAGGGUGAGGUGUAUUUAAAGCUGCAAUCCUCAGCGGUGAAACUGUUACGUCCAUAUUACAAUAAAAAAUAAGUUACUACAAACAACGAACACAUUUUCUUUCCCUCAGACAUCAUUGCACAUGUUAUAGAACAGAAGAGUAUGUACCCAAACACAUUUUUGACCACGAUGCUGGAUGCUGAUUUCCUUAAAACAAAAACUAUAACAAAUGCGCCUGUGGCGGCCAGUGAUGCUGUUUCGCCUAUCACGGAUCUCAGCUUUAAAGGAAAAAUCCACCCCAAAACUAUCUUUUGGUAUUUGUUUCAUUAGUCAAUUUUUUAUAUAGUCUCAAAAUGUUUUGCAUGUCAGCAAUCAAGUUUUCAAGAUAUGUAACUUUCAAAAUACAGAAAUCAUCCACAAAUGAUGCAUUUUGCAUCAUGGAAAAUGAUUCAUACGUGGAAGAUCUCUGUAUUUUGAAACACAUACCCCUCUGUGUAAGUAUUGUAUUAGUAAUUAUACUCUUUACUUUACCCCAGUGCAGGUAGUGUUCCCCAGAGUAGGUGGUGUUCUCACAUACACAUUAUACUGCUAGUCUACCCCUUUAUUACUCCAGUAUUACUACUAGCCGUUACCCAGUGCAGUACAAUGCAGUGUCAUGCAGCCUGGCCUGGCUGUGGCUGUGAUGGAGAGGCAGAGAGAGACAGAAAACAGAGAUCUUACUACAGUAUUACUAUAGUACUACUACUACUAACCUUUCCCCCAGUGCAGUGUGGCCUGACUGUGUCCUGUAAUAGAGCAGCAGAGAGAGACAGAAGACAGAGAUCUUCCUGAGAGCGUUCUCCAUAAAUCACUAGCAGAAAUUGGAUCCUGUUUUUAUCAGUAGAGGAGCAGUGCAUGACCUCUCUUUCAUCUCCUAAUGCUCUGCCCAGCCCGGACUCUGCUGCUGCCUGCCAGAGUGAUGGUCCACCGACCACCCCUCAUGUCUACAGCUAACCUAGACACUGGCCUUAAUCAUACUUAAUGCUUUUGACCACUAUGCGGCCAUUAUGAGUUAUUCACUUUCCACUUACACUACUGUAUGAUUGUGACCAAAGUCCCUGUUUUCUGCAAGCCUUACAGCUUUCCUAUAUUUUCAAAUGAUUACUGCUCUUAAAGAUGGAAAGUAUUGAAGGGAAUGAUGGUAAAUUGGCUUUGUGGAUGUACUGUGGGGUUGUGUUAGAGAGGGGGAGAGAAAUGGAAGGAAAGAGAGAGUGGGAUGGGCGGUUUAAAAGGCGAGGGGGAAAGCUGCUAGUGUUAUCUGUGAGAGGAGAGGGGGAACCUGGAAAUGGCUCCUGUAGUGCAGCGUUUUGUCAUCGCUUUGAGCUGCAGUGCAAGCCAGUGAGGUCAUACUGUACCACAGAGUUUGUGUUUUUCUUAACUCGCAGCCUUUGGAAAUAUAUUUAGCAGAUUUUCAUCUGUCAGGUAUUCUGGAGAUAUAACACUCUCUCCUUUAUCCAGACAUACAGUGGGGAAAAAAAGUAUUUAGUCAGCCACCAAUUGUGCAAGUUCUCCCACUUAAAAAGAUGACAGAGGCCUGUAAUUUUCACCAUAGGUACACGUCAACUAUGACAGACAAGAUGAGAAAAAAAAUUCCAGAAAAUCACAUUGUAGGAUUUUUAAUGAAUUUAUUUGCAAAUUAUGGUGGAAAAUAAGUAUUUGGUCAAUAACAAAAGUUUCUCAAUACUUUGUUAUAUACCCUUUGUUGGCAAUGACACAGGUCAAAUGUUUUCUGUAAGUCUUCACAAGGUUUUCACGCACUGUUGCUGGUAUUUUGGCCCAUUCCUCCAUGCAGAUCUCCUCUAGAGCAGUGAUGUUUUGAGGCUGUCGCUGGGCAACACAGACUUUUAACUCCCUCCAAAGAUUUUCUAUGGGGUUGAGAUCUGGAGACUGGCUAGGCCACUCCAGGACCUUGAAAUACUUCUUACGAAGCCACUCCUUCGUUGCCCGGGCGGUGUGUUUGGGAUCAUUGUCAUGCUGAAAGACCCAGCCACGUUUAAUCUUCAAUGCCCUUGCUGAUGGAAGGAGGUUUUCACUCAAAAUCUCACGAUACAUGGCCCCAUUCAUUCUUUCCUUUACACGGAUCAGUCGUCCUGGUCCCUUUGCAGAAAAACAGCCCCAAAGCAUGAUGUUUCCACCCCCAUGCUUCACAGUAGGCAUGGUGUUCUUUGGAUGCAACUCAGCAUUCUUUGUCCUCCAAACACGACGAGUUGAGUUUUUACCAAAAAGUUAUAUUUUGGUUUCAUCUGACCAUAUGACAUUCUCCCAAUCCUCUUCUGGAUCAUCCAAAUGCACUCUAGCAAACUUCAGACGGGCCUGGACAUGUACUGACUUAAGCAGGGGGACACGUCUGACACUGCAGGAUUUGAGUCCCUGACGGCGUAGUGUGUUACUGAUGGUAGGCUUUGUUACUUUGGUCCCAGCUCUCUGCAGGUCAUUCACUAGGUCCCCCUGUGUGGUUCUGGGAUUUUUGCUCACCGUUCUUGUGAUCAUUUUGACCCCACGGGGUGAGAUCUUGCGUGGAGCCCCAGAUCGAGGGAGAUUAUCAGUGGUCUUGUAUGUCUUCCAUUUCCUAAUAAUUGCUCCCACAGUUGAUUUCUUCAAACCAAGCUGCUUACCUAUUGCAGAUUCAGUCUUCCCAGCCUGGUGCAGGUCUACAAUUUUGUUUCUGGUGUCCGUUGACAGCUCUUUGGUCUUGACCAUAGUGGAGUUUGGAGUCUGACUGUUUGAGGUUGUGGACAGGUGUCUUUUAUACUGAUAACAAGUUCAAACAGGUGCCAUUAAUACAGGUAACGAGUGGAGGACAGAGGAGCCUCUUAAAGAAGAAGUUACAGGUCUGUGAGAGCGAGAAAUCUUGCUUGUUUGUAGGUGACCAAAUACUUAUUUUCCACCAUAAUUUGCAAAUAAAUUCAUAAAAAAUCCUACAAUGUGAUUUUCUGGAAUUUUUUUUCUCAAUUUGUCUGUCAUAGUUGACGUGUACCUAUGAUGAAAAUUACAGGCCUCUCUCAUCUUUUUAAGUGGGAGAACUUGCACAAUUGCUGGCUGACUAAAUACUUUUUUUCCCCACUGUAUGUGUCCCUGCCAAGUCCUUCCAUACAGUAGGUUAAUGUGGCCCCACCUGGUCUACUCUGUCUCUUCAUAGCAACUGUCUAACUGAACAGCUUCAUGUUAUUCUCCUGACACACUCUGAUGGUAAAACUCCUCUCCUCUCCUCUCCUCUCCUCUCCUCUCCUCUCCUCUCCUCUCCUCUCCUCUCCUCUCCUCUCCUCUCCUCUCCUCUCCUCUCCUCUCCUCUCCUCUCCUCUCCUCUCCUCUCCUCUCCUCUCCUCUCCUCUCCUCUCAUGUGACAUCCUAGGCUUAAAUAGUAAGGUUGGCUUGAGCGAGGUAACCCGUAAUUUGGGGUGUGAGUAUUUAGGAGAAACUGAGGCGGGUUGACGAUGGUACACUCUGUAAUUACAUUACCCUGUGAUGGUUAAAAUAUAUUAUGCUGCAGCUCUGCUGCUGGCUCCCCCAACCCAACGCCAGCUUGCAAUGGAAAUCAGAAACACAGCUAAAGAGGUUAAGUAGGGGAGAGCAAUGUAUUUUUUCCAUUGGGGUCUGGAGUUCUAAUUGCCCCCUAUAGAACAACUCUCCUCCUCUCUCUGUCUUUGUUUGGCUACUCUCUGCCCUUUCCUUUUCUUCAACUGCUAAAAGGAAUUCCUACAAACUAACUUAACCCAUUACUCUCAAGGUGACAGGGAUCCUCCAGGCCCUCCCCCUGUCCAGCUGGCUUAAUGGGGAAGUUAGGAUAGGGUUAUGGGAGGGGAAAGGGGAGAGGAGCUGAGAGAUGGGUCUGUAAAUGGGAGGUGUGUGUGGAGGGGUGCCGUGCCGUGGCGCGGGGGGCCUGGUGGGUGUUCUUGGUGUCAGGGUUAGUCAGUGUUUGUCAGCGCUACAGCUGAGGAGGGGGACAAUUAAGGAAUCAUUAGGGGCCUGGUGCCUCAGCUGCCUUUAUGGGGCCUGCUCUAAUAGGGGGAGGCAAGGGAGAGGGCCUGGCACCAUGUCCCUUACUUCUCCCCGUCUUGCCUCGCUCCCCCUUCCCUUCUCUGCUGAUUGAAAAGGAGGAUUUGGGGAUGAUUAGGGGGUUCAUUUAUAGAGUUGGCCCAGCUUGGGGAGAAGGGGGAGGGGAUUGGGCAAAAGGGUGACAAAUCAAGUUAGUGCAAGUACCCGUCUUUCCCCCUGUAUCCACAGACGACAUAGAGCAGCUCAGACCCACUGUCCCUAUGUAUGGGUCUAGCAAGACUACACCACCACAGACAUUAGCCUAGCUCCACAUAAAUAAGUGUCUGUUUCCUCCAGUCUCAUUGUGCUAGGGCUGGUGAUUGUACUGUAGUUGAAGCCACUCUAGCCUGCAUGUGGUCCAUCUAUCCUGGUGUGCUGUAAUGACACACAGCCAGCCUGUCUCUCCUCUCCUCGGCCCAGUGAGUCAGAUCUGCUCUACACCGGCGCACUUAGCCGUGAAUCAUGGGAGAUGUAUGGCUGAGAACAGCCAAUGGGCCUUGACCAGUAAGGAGAAGGAAACAGGGAUGUGUGUGUGUGUGUGUGUGUGUGUGUGUGUGUGUGUGUGUGUGUGUGUGUGUGUGUGUGUGUGUGUGUGUGUGUGUGUGUGUGUGUGUGUGAUCAUUAGCUAAACAAAAGGAAGAGCAUAAAGAAAGGCUAUAAGCCUCAGCAUCAGACAGUAGAGUAUCUCACAAUAGCAAUCACUAAAUGGAGUAUAGGAAGGUGGUUUGUAUGGAUUGUGGAGGUGAAUGUAUGUUAGAUUGUCAUGUGAUUUCUCCUAUUGUCCUCAGUGCAGGCAGGUUGGUAUGAACCAUCUAGCUUCAGGCUGCUACUGGGGGAUUUAUUGCUCUUCAGUUUAUUGUUGCAGCACACAGCCUUAUCUAAUCAGAAGUGAGUGUGUGUGUGUGUGUGUGUGUGUGUGUGUGUGUGUGUGUGUGUGUGUGUGUGUGUGUGUGUGUGUGUAUGUGGUCAUGGCCUGUGGCUGUGUUGAGUGUGUGAGUGAGCAGGUUACAGUGUGAUGGUGUAUUUACUGAUUUUGCCCCACCCCACAAGAUACUAUUGACCCAGAACGUAGACUUGGAGCAGGCUACCUGGAAAGUACUGUGUGAGUGUGAGCGUGUGUGUGCUGUAAAGUGGAGAGUUGUAAAUGUGUAUUUGCUGCAUUGUAGGUGACGCAGCAGUGUGUCUCCCCCAGUGGAGCACUUGGAGUGCUGUCAGAGAGAUGAAUGAGUGCUUUUAUAUCGACUACUGCUCUCUGCUUUCUGCCUCGUCGCAGCCUACUUCCUCCCUCCAUCCCUCCCUCUCCUCUGCCCCUGUCCUCUCUUCCCCCUCCAAUACCCCUUCCACAUCCCCUCUCAUUCCCUCUUUUUCUUCACUAUUUCACCGUCCCUUUGUCUUUCCCACACUCCCUCCCUCAUGCUACCUCACAUUUCCUUCAGUCUAUCCCCCCUCUCCCUCUAUUUCCUUUUCUCUCCUUUCUCCCUGUCUCCAUCCACCCAUCUCUCUCCCCCUUUCAUUUCUCUCUCCAGGAUACAGAGCCUCAGACCCUCUUUUUGCGUUAUGGUGCCCCCUAG
Molecule: messenger RNA, 41446 nt
Organism: Coregonus sp. 'balchen'
Lineage: Eukaryota; Metazoa; Chordata; Actinopteri; Salmoniformes; Salmonidae
Source: the annotation of a GenBank genome assembly